This is a messenger RNA of Anopheles maculipalpis, 2560 nucleotides long. RefSeq names its product developmental protein eyes absent (gene eya). Bases 115 to 2547 code for a protein of 810 amino acids. Gene Ontology annotation, biological process: positive regulation of DNA repair; cell differentiation; negative regulation of extrinsic apoptotic signaling pathway in absence of ligand. Gene Ontology annotation, molecular function: protein tyrosine phosphatase activity. The record is from RefSeq and is a predicted model, not a curated record. The transcript has 7 exons. Gene Ontology annotation, cellular component: nucleus. Lineage: Eukaryota; Metazoa; Arthropoda; Insecta; Diptera; Culicidae.
CAUGUAAGUGUGCCCGCUCGUGUGAACAUUUUGUGCAUUAUUACGACGGUGAUCGUGUGUGUGCCGUGUGUUUGUGUGUGUUUCUGUCGAUUCUUAAUGUGAAAAUCGUAUGAAAUGGUGACACUAAUGCCUUGUAGCUAUAUAUCUGCCCCCCGGAUCUCCAUCAUUGAUAAAAUGAUAGAGAUAGAACCAAAGGGAAAACGAUCGCGCACCGAAGGACCAGACACGACGGAACGUUCCCGUAUCUACAGUAAUCUCUCAGAGUCACCACUAGGAACGGGAACGGCAGUGCCAACGCUGGACGGUAUCGGUAGUGGUUCGGCAUUAGCCUUGGGCACACCGUUCCACUAUCCGCCAGGUGCGUUGUCCAGUGCGCACAGCCAUCACACUGGUGGAGUCAGUAGUGAUCACAGCGUGUUUAAUCAUACCGCGGUCGCCGCCGGCUCAGCAACUACAACCAUCGGAAGCAGUUCGAUAGCUGCCAAUUCCUAUCGCUUGGGUGGCAAUUCAUCCGGAGGUUCCAUUGCGUUGCACAACGGGCUCAACUUAAGCUACGGACCACUACCGAACGGAGCUAGUACAGUUGGUUCAAGCACCGGAAAUAGUGGUAGCGGUAGUGGCCUGCUGACAAGUCCUGGAUCGCUAGCAAGCCGUUUGAACAAUAGUGCCGGUAGCAGCAGUAGUAGCAGCGCAAGCAGUGGUGGUAGCGGAUCCACCACCGUCACCUCAGGUAAUGGGUCCGGUGGAAGUUCGGCAGGAUCCAGCACCGGAGGGCUGGUGGAUGGAUUGUCCACGCUGGCAACUGGUGGAACCGGCGGAACGAGCAGCAGCAGCAGCAGCAGCACUGUAGGUCUGCUAACGACCGGAGGAGGAUCCGCCGAGCUGGGAAUGUCGCACUGGCUUAGUGACGGUACGGUCAAGUCGGAACUGCGCAGCCCCGGACUGGACGCGAAUCUAGCUGCGGCAGCGGCCACCAAUCUACCGCUCGGCUCCACCACCGCUCACCUUGACGGGACCGGCCUGUUCUGUGCGAAUCCAGGCACUACCGCCGCCACGCUGGACGCUCUCCAGAGCCAAACGGCUGCGGCCACGAACGUGUACGAUCACAAAUCGGACUACUACAACUACUACAACAGCAUGCAGCAGUACACGCCGGCAUUCUAUUCGUCCGCGUACGGUGCGACGGCGUACGGUGCACGGACGGCGUCCACCAAGAUCCCGUCCCCGAACACCUAUCUGGCUUCGCCGUACGCGGCAGCCGCCGCCGCCAGCAACAACAAUUCCGCCCAACUUUACUCCUCCUACGGGUACAACUCGACCUUCGGUCAGUUCGGGGCGGGACAGCAGGAUGGGUACAGUUACUACAACGAUCAGUACAGUCCGUACUACGCCAACACCGCCAGCUAUUCGCCCUACGUCAGUUCGCCCGGCUCGAGCGGUAGUCAGGCUGGGUUUCAUGUGGCGGCCGGACUUUCUGCAGACAGUCCUUCGGAAGCGCACGCCACCACACCGAACAUGCUGGCACACUCGCACUCACCACAGUCACCGAUCUCGAUAUCGCCUACGGCCGGGAUUGGGGCAGUGCCCGGUGUGGGAGGUUCGGUCAGCAGUAAGACCACACCGACUGGGAAAUCGGGACGUGCCCGUGGCAGGCGUCACGCACAUCCAAGUCCAACGCGCAGCUCGACCAGCGAGCCGGGAAUUAGUGAGAAGGCUCCGGAGCGCAUCUUCGUGUGGGAUCUUGACGAAACGAUCAUCAUCUUCCAUUCGCUGCUUACCGGGUCAUACGCUGGGCGAUACAAUAAGAACCGCGACCACCAGGUGCAGCUGGGCUACCGGAUGGAGGAGCUGAUCUUUAACAUGGCCGAUGCGUACUUUUUCUUCAACGAUCUGGAAGAGUGCGAUCAGAUACAUAUCGACGAUGUGGCAUCCGAUGACAACGGGCAGGAUCUCAACAACUAUAACUUUGCCGCCGACGGGUUUCACAAUGCCACACCGCAAGCAGGAGCUCCACCCAAUGUUUGUCUUCCGAAUGGUGUGCGUGGUGGUGUGGACUGGAUGCGAAAACUGGCGUUUCGCUAUCGGAAAAUCAAGGACACGUACAACACCUACCGGAACAAUGUUGGUGGUUUGCUAGGACCGCAGAAGCGAGAUCACUGGUUGCAGGUGCGUUCCGACAUCGAGCUAGAAACGGACAGCUGGCACAGUCUAACGUUGAAGUGCUUGAACAUGAUAGCACAGCGCGAAAACUGCGUCAAUGUACUCGUAACCACAACGCAGCUUGUGCCAGCCCUAGCUAAGAUUCUGCUAUACGGAUUGGGUCAAGUAUUCCCGGUAGAGAACGUGUACAGUGCGAACAAAAUUGGUAAAGAACAAUGCUUCGAACGUAUCGUUACCCGGUUCGGACGCAAAAGCACCUACGUCGUGGUCGGUGAUGGGCAGGAUGAGGAGAAUGCGGCCAAAAAUCUCAACUUUCCUUUCUGGCGGAUAUCGAGCCACAGCGACAUCCGAUCGUUGCACACCGCACUCGAAAUGGGUUUCUUAUGAAAGGCUUACCUUC